Molecule: messenger RNA, 1155 nt
Organism: Symbiodinium sp. CCMP2592
Lineage: Eukaryota; Dinophyceae; Suessiales; Symbiodiniaceae
Source: the annotation of a GenBank genome assembly
AUGCGGACGGUUUCUCCUCCCCUUAUGCGACCGGCUUUUCCUUAUGCUGACGGUUUCCCCUCUUAUGCUCAUCUGGCUUUUCCUUAUGCUGCACGAGGGAAGGCAAGCUAUCGGGGAAGCCCCUUGUACGGGGUCUUCUUUUGCAGCAAGCCAUUGGAAGAUCCCAGUCGACUACACAACCUGGUCAAGAGAUUGAGGCAGAAGCAUGGCACUGCCUCAAGUGCCAAGCCUGUUCCAAUUGAGGCCUUCUUGGCUGAGGUGAAGUCGUGGCAGGCUGAUUUGCCGAAGGACUUGUCUGCUGGAGACCUGUCACAGCUGCUGGUGUUAAAGUCACCUAAGGGUGUGGUCGUCGAGGAAGGCAGGAUCUACGUCCCGUUAUCGUGCCCUGGCAUGCUGCUGCGCUUGAAAGAUGCCGCAAAGCAUCGCAUUCGCCUCAUGGCACAGACGCCAGCAGUACAAAGCUCACACGUCCAAUGCGCAGCCCGUCAUUGGCCCGUCAUGCAAGCGAUUGUGAGCAGCGAGUCAGAGGAGAACGUGACGGAGAUUUUCGAGGAUCUCUGCUGGCAUUGCAAAGACAUCGCAAACUUUGAUCUAAAGUCGCAGCUUGUCCAAGUGCAUGCCGACUAUGCGCCGGGCAUCGCUGCUGCGCGCCGCGCCGUGUUUCCAACUGCGAGACUGGUGGGGGAUUACUUCCACUACAAGCAGGCUUUGGCCCGCACCCUCCCUAAGAAGUUUGGUCAAUCAGCAAAGAAGGCACCGGGCAGAAAGAAGCCGGAUCCAGCCGUGGCCAACGUCAUGACGCUGUCGGUCAUGACGAGGUGCCUGCCGACGUUGCACCUGGCAGAUACUAUCUGGCAGGUCAUCUUUGGGGAGCUGCCUGCAGACGUGGCCAAGUACCUUCAGCGUCAGUUCUUUGCGCAGGGCACUGUGCCGUACAUCCAGCGCGUCUUCAAAAGUGUCCGGGCUCCGGCACCCAGCGCCAAGAAACUUUGGGUGCCAAGCUUCUGGGUGGGCAUCCUCGGCACCAGCCCGGGCAAUGGCGGCGGUACAAACCCCUUAGAGGCACGACAUGCAUCGUGGGAGGCGGAAUUGAAAAGUCGCACCAAGGAUGGUAAUUUUCACCUGCACCGCCACCUCAACACCAACCGGUGCUAA